This is a messenger RNA of Amphiprion ocellaris (clown anemonefish), 1695 nucleotides long. RefSeq lists its product as uncharacterized. NCBI's taxonomy places the organism in Eukaryota, Metazoa, Chordata, Actinopteri, Pomacentridae. The coding region runs from base 485 to 952 and encodes 155 amino acids. The record is from RefSeq and is a predicted model, not a curated record. The transcript has 2 exons.
UGGCGCUCCAGCAGCGGAGCGUCUCCUCCCGACCGGAAACUAAAAGUCUGUUUCCUGUCUGCAACUGGAAGUAACGUUCCAGUGACAUAAACCAACACAAAGCGGGAAAAAAGGAGGCUGGAUCCGUGCGGAGCUAAAGUCUGGGUGCGUUUGUUUUAUUCUCUUUAUUCCGGGGUGUGUUUGUUUUAGUCUCUUUACUCCGGGGUGCGUUUGUUAUAUCCUCCUCACUGUGGGGUGCGUUUGUUUUAUUCUCUUUAUUCUGGGGUGCGUUUGUUUUAUUCUCCUCACACUGUGGUGCGUUUGUAUUAUCCGCCUCACUGUGGGGUGCGUUUGUUUUAUUCUCCGGUGCGUUUGUUUUCUCCUUUUCAAUCCAGGGUGCGUUUGUUUUAUUCUUUUUAUUCUGGGGUGCGUGUGUAUUAUUCUCUUCACACUGGGGUGCGUUUGUUUUGUUCUCUUUAUUCUGGGGUGCAUUUGUUUUGUAGACAUGGUGGUGCAGCUGUGGAGCCUGUCCUUCCGGCAACCCUAUGCCGGCCUGGUUCUGGAUGGGGUGAAGACGGUGGAGAGCCGCUGGAGGCCCGUUCUGGCACCUCUGGAGAACCAGACCCUGGCGGUCCACGUGGCCCGGCGAGACUGGGAGGGGGAGGAGUGGCGGGCGGUGCUUGGUGGCCCUCUGGGGAUGAACCGGGUGCAGAUGGAGGCGCUGCUGGAGUCUGGGGAGCGGUGGGGCCGUGGCGUUGUGGCAGGAUUGGUGGACGUGGGCCAGACCUGGCUCUGCCCCGCCUCCCUGCAGGGGGAGGAGCUAAGCCGGCUGGAGCAAGCGGCCGUUCUGAUUGGUCUUCAGGAGAAACACCUGACUCACCUGUCGAACCCCCGCUGGUUGAAGGAGCCGCUGAGCGUGAGGGGUGGCGGCGACCUCUUCAGCGUGGAGAUCCCCGUCCACCUGUUACCAUGACGACCCGCAGACCACCUGUUACCUGAUGAGAAGCAGCUCAUUGAAAAAAUGAACCUAUCUGCCAUUCAGGACCGAGAGAUCUGCUGCUACUCUGUCUCCUGCAAAGAGAAAGACAACAUAGAUAUCACACUGCAGUUGCUCAUCCAGCAUUCAAAGUCACGGAGAAGCUGAAAGUGAAGCCCUGGUCGCAGCUCUGGCCUCAGCCCCUUAUGGUCAUGAGUCCUCGACAGUCAUCCCUUCCACUGCCUCUGUGAAGUAAUCCAGCUCUCUCUUCUCACUACCGUCGCCACCUGCACCACCCAGUACACUACCAUAGGUGUGUAGCCCCUGUACAGCACUACCACCACCCCAAACAAUCUGGAGUCUUGAAAAGUUGUCUCACUACUGUGCUAGAAGGUGGAUUGUCCAUACCUAUCAUGCCUUAUCGCUUGUCAUUACGGACACGCUCUGCGUACAUCAUGAAGUUUUUGUCUUUUUUUGCCUUUUUUUUUUUAAUGGUUUCCAGGAAUCUAAUGAUAUUGCGGUGUACUGUUCCCCAGCUACACUAGGAUGGAGCUCCUCUAAUCCCACAAUCAAACAUCUGUUCUGUUGCCUGUCAACAUUUGGUGUUUACGUGGCAUUGUGUGAUUGUAGUUUUUAAGCAGACCACCUGUUCUAUUAUCAUUGUUAUAACUAUUAUUGUUGUUGUUCUUCAGACAUCAGAAGGUAAACCAGGAAAUAAAAAAUGGCUGUUUCCACGGUAA